AAAAGUACCGUACAUUGUCAACAUCGACUUUUAUCUGAGUAAACAUGUAAUAAACUGAUUAAAAUUGAGAAAUGAGUAAAUAGGUACCGAAAUAAGUACUACUACUCGGCUGUCGUCGAAACCAAUUAGUUAAUGAGUUAUUUUUAGUUUUGAUACGAUGGUGCCGCGGGUCUGUCAUAAUGGUUCCGGUUGAUGGUUCUGGUAUUUUUUUUCUUUUCAUUUAAUAUUAAAAUAUUCGGAUUCGUUCAAUAAACGGCCGGUCUAACGCGUGUGAAAGUUGAUUUUGGAGUGCAUAUAUUUUUUUGGGCUGGGUUGGGACGUUAUAUUACAGUCCCGAAAUAUUAUUAAUUCUUGUGUUUUAUUGGAUAUAGAAUCAGCAUUAGACCCUAAAUGGACGACCUAAAACCGACCAUAGUCCUUGACAUAGGCUCAGGAGACACCAAAGCAGGUCUAGCAGAUAAUUAUUUCCCCCUUUGUACUAUUCCCACAAAAUCCCUAGAAAAUGCUCAUUUGGUUGAACAUGGAAUCAUACAAAACUUUGAACAUGUUGAGCGUCUUAUUGAACAUGUGUUCAAUAAAGAACUACAAGUCAGGGCUGAAGAGCAUCCAGUAUUGGUAACCCAACCCCCAAAAAAUCCCCAGAGGGACAAAGAGAAAUUGGCGGAAAUUUUAUUUGAAAAAUUCCACGUGCCCGCUUUGUAUGAGGAAGUGCACUCGGUAUUGACUUUUUAUUCUUCAGGUAGACAAGCAGGUUUAAUUGUAGAAAGUGGUCAUGGAGUGACGACAGUGGUACCAAUUCUUAGUGGCUACGCGAUUUCGGAGGCGAUUUUAAGACUGGAUAUCGGAGGGGGCAGCUUAGAUCAAUAUUUAGGCAAAAUUUAUGAACAAAGAACUGGUGAAACUUUAGGACCAGAAGAAGCACGACUGCUUAAAGAAAACUUAUGUUUUGUACCUAAUCUGGCUAAACAAGACAGUGAGGAGAACGAGUGUUACACUUUGCCUGAUGGAAGAAAUAUUAUUCUAGGAUCCGAGAGAUUUCAAGCUACAGACCCACUGUUCCAACCUGCGCUGGUAGAACAAUAUGAUCUGCCAGGGCUAAGUGGCAUGAUCUACGAAUCAAUUUUCAAAUGUGGUUUUGACUUAAGAAGAGAUUUUGCUAGUAAUAUUAUUCUUUCUGGAGGUAAUACCCUUCUUAAAGGCCUGGAGCCGAGAUUGAUACAAGACCUGGAAAAAAAAGUGCCACCAAGCAUGAAAAUCAACAUAAUUUCGGAUCCAGAUAGGAAAAUUUUUGUGUGGCGAGGAGGGUCUAUUUUGGGAUCCCUCAGCACCUUUCCGAAAAAUAUAUGCGUCCAAAAGACCGAAUAUGACGAGAUUGGGACAACUGUUAUAAGAAAAAAAUGCAUGAGCGGACUGUAAAUAAUAAUUAGUUUUAUUUAAUUGUUGCCAAAGAACAUUUAUUAUAUAUAUUUUGUUGGUAUUUUUAUAUUUUAUUGCAUAUUGUUUUCUAUUUGUAUAUUUUUUUAGAGGUAGACUUGUUAUCAGCCCUAAUUUUUGUAAUUUUUUUUAUUUCCACUUUUAGGUUUAUAGUUUGUACACAAAAUUUUAAGAGUGAGUGGGCUAGUCAAUUUUUUUUUAUCUGUUAGUUAAUUUAUAUUGUUUGGGACCAUAAAGGCAUUUGAAAGAUAUAUUACUAUUAGUAAUUAAGUUAUGUAUCUAAAGUAAGUCUCAAGUGCUGGAGAUAUAUUGUCAAUAAAAAAAUAUAUUUAUGAA
This is a messenger RNA of Anthonomus grandis grandis, 1770 nucleotides long. Its product is annotated as actin-like. Lineage: Eukaryota; Metazoa; Arthropoda; Insecta; Coleoptera; Curculionidae. The record is from RefSeq and is a predicted model, not a curated record. The coding region runs from base 391 to 1416 and encodes 341 amino acids. The transcript is spliced from 7 exons.